Molecule: messenger RNA, 1602 nt
Organism: Patiria miniata (bat star)
Lineage: Eukaryota; Metazoa; Echinodermata; Asteroidea; Valvatida; Asterinidae
Gene: rab43
Product: ras-related protein Rab-43-like
Exons: 3
Coding region: 157-789 (210 amino acids)
Biological process (GO): nucleocytoplasmic transport
Cellular component (GO): trans-Golgi network
Molecular function (GO): GTPase activity; GTP binding
Source: RefSeq, a predicted model, not a curated record
AGGGAAAUUUUGCCGACACGAAAUUUAUGCCACGCACGAUGACAUCAUCGAUCUGGACAAAUUGUGAAUAUUGUGUGUGAACAUUUCUCUGAUUCAUCAAAAAAUGCUGGAGUAAAUUGUGUAUUCCCAUAUGCUUGUGAAUAGAAGAAUAACAAAAUGUCUUAUCCGUACCACAUGGAGUCUGAUGACUCCUUUGAUUACCUUUUUAAGAUCGUUUUGAUUGGUGAUGCCGGUGUCGGCAAAACUUGUGUUGUUCAGCGGUUCAAGUCCGGAACUUUCCUCGAGAAACAACACAGCACUAUCGGCGUGGAUUUCACAAUGAAGUCACUCACCGUGGACGGCAAAAAAGUCAAGCUACAAGUAUGGGACACAGCAGGCCAGGAGCGGUUCCGCACCAUUACCCAAAGUUAUUACCGCAGCGCUAAUGGCGUCAUCAUCGCAUAUGACAUCACCAAGAAGGAAACGUUCAAUAACGUACCACGCUGGAUUGAAGAUGUGCACAAGUACGCGGGAAACUCGGUCGCCCAAGUUUUGAUAGGAAACAAGAAAGACUUGGACGAACUGAGACAGGUAGACUUUGAGGAUGCCCAAGCCAUAGCGCAGCACCACGGCAUGUUGCAAUGCCUGGAAACCUCAGCCAAAGACUCCACUAAUGUAGAACAGACAUUCGCCCUCCUGGCGCAAGAACUGAAGCGACGGCACGCGGGCGGGGCUGCAUUGGACGGAGGCGACAGUUUAAAACUGAACUACAAUGCUAAGAGAGUGGAUGGGUGGAACUGCUGCGGUUGAUGCUUUGACCUUUGACGGAUCUGCGGUGACCUCUGGCACAUCAGUGGUGACCUUUGACACAUCAGUGGUGACCCCUUACACAUUAGUGGUGACCUCUGGCACACCAGUGGUGAACUUUGACCCAUCAGUGGUGACCUCUGAUACAUCAGUGGUGACCUCCGACACAUCAGUGGUGACCUCUGACACAUCAGUGAUGACCUCCGACACAUCAGUGGUGACCUCCGACACAUCAGUGAUGACCUCCGACACAUCAGUGAUGACCUCCGACACGUCAGUGGUGACCUACACAUGAGUGGUGACCUUUGACCUGGUACUGAAUUUCAACAUGGCUGCUGAUCCUUUCAUGGCAUUGAUGUUCUGUCAUAUUGAUGGUGACCUUUGCCAUAUGUGAACUUUGACAUGCUGGUGAUGACCUUUUGGCGCCCUCUAACAUCAAGAAGAGAAAUUUGUUUAUUCUAAUGAUGUACAUAAAAAUACUGUACCGGUCACAAGGCUAGUUGAAAGUUUAUUAUGGGAUGUUCUGGUGUAUUAUGGUUAGGCCUACUUUAAGUUCCAUGCUUUCUUGUAGAAGACAGUCUAAGAGUAAGAGGUCUACGCGCAUUGCUCUUUGGAAAAAAUGGUCCCAAUUUAUGAUCAAGGAUAUGGAGAGAAAGAGGAGUUUCUUGGGGACCAGUUGGCUUGAGAAACUCCAGCUCCAAUGCUCAUCGGAAUUUCAACAUUUAACGCUGGAUACAAACCUAUGUUGUACAUAGCGGAUCGAAAAUGUCGGAGGCCGUGAAACUUGGCCUCAACACGGCCGCCGAAAUCAUCAUA